Messenger RNA from Lolium perenne, 2628 nucleotides. The record is from RefSeq and is a predicted model, not a curated record. Lineage: Eukaryota; Viridiplantae; Streptophyta; Magnoliopsida; Poales; Poaceae.
AUGUGUGCUGUUCGUGCUGCUCGUGCUGCUGCAGUUGGAGAGGCUGCUCACGCUACAAGGGUGAAGGACUGGUUGAUAGAAUGUUUCGGGCUUAAUCCUGAAGUGCAUACAGUGGGUGUGCAUGCAUUAUGGACUAAGUCGUUAUCAAACAUUUUAUGGUAUCUGAGGCCCGUAGAUGAUACCUCUAAGUGGGUGAGCUGGUUAAAAGGGUCUGAAAGGAGAGGAACUAACCCUGUGGCAUUAGUUCUACCGGUGGCGAAGGAGGUAGCGCCUCCUGAAGGCGGUUACAGUGGAGGAGGUGGUUACGAAUCAGGCCAAAGCAGUCAAGCACCUGACGGUGCCGGUGGUUACGAGCCUGGACAGAGCAGCCAUGCGGAAGAUGUUUAUAGUGGUCAGGGUGAUGGUUACACAGGAGAAGACGGUGAGGUUGAUGGUGACGAAGAGAAUGGAUACAUGCAGAACCAGAUGGAAGAGGAAGAUACAGAAGGUGAAAGUGAUGCUGAUGAUUCCGAUGAGUCUGAUGAUGGGGAGGAGGUGCCUAUUCCUGGCAGAUGGAAUCAUAACUUUUCGUCUGCAAUGACAAUCAACGAUGGCCUUGAUUCUAACUGGGAGUAUCACCAGAACAAUGUCGCCGUAGGGGCCAUAUUUCCAUCGAAGCGACAUAUGCAGGAUGCAAUAAUUAAGUGGGCAAUGGCGAGCCAGAGGGAGCUCAGAACAACUAUGUCAUCUGGAAAAUACCUGACGAUGGAAUGCGUGGACAUCAAUUGUCCCGGAAGGGUGCAUGGGUAUGUUCCUAAAUAUGACACAACAUGGCGUGUGAGCGACUUUGCGGCGCACAGUUGUGAGCUUGCAAGUAUCCGCAACGAUCAUUGCAACCUGUCGUCUGAUCUCAUAGCUCGGCUGCUGUACACUGAAAUAGUGGAAGGGCAAGCCAUGAGAGUAAACGCCAUACAAAAGAAUGUUAAGAAGCAUCAUUUUUACACCAUUUCUUAUGGCAAGGCUUGGAGGGCUAAGCAGAGGGCGCUGGAGAUGAGGUUUGGUUCGUUUCGAGACGCAUACGAUGCUGUUGUGCGUUUGCUGCAGACGCUGCAGACGAGGAAUCCAGACACAUAUGUGAACAUCCAGGACUUGUUUUUGCCAGAGUCAUCUUACAGGGUUCUGCAUAGAGUCUAUUUCUCGUUGGGUGUAUGCAUCGAAUCAUUCAGACACUGUCGACCCGUGUUAUGUGUCGACGGCACGUUUCUCACCGGUCAGUACAAGGGUCAAAUCUUGACCGCCAUUGGAAUGGACGAAAACAAUCAAAUCGUGCCACUCGCUUUUGCUUUCGUGGAGAGUGAGAACACCGAAAGCUGGUUAUGGUUCUUCAGGCAGCUGAAGAUUUCAAUUGUAAAGGAGAAGCCGAAUGUUUGCAUCCUUCAUGACAGACAUGCAGGUAUACUGAAAGCUAUUAAGACACUCAAAGAGCCUGGGCAAGAAACGCCAUGGAUUGACAUUGAGAGCCGUUGGAACAAGAACCUUAUGAAUGUCUUCAAGAGGCUGUGCAUCCAGAACCAGCAGUGGAAGUAUAAUUUUUUGCGUAGCAAACUGCAGGAGUUGAUGAAGCAAAUAGUUGUGCAGAGGAAAGCAGCUCGAGAUGCUAACAUAGCAACACAUAUUCAGGCAGUUGCAGCAGGAACAACAACGGUAGAAGCACCAGUUUAUGAUGCACCCGAAGGUCUGUGCGACUUGCCCGGAUUUGACCCGCCCGGAACAAGGAGAAGGCAGGGAAGACAGAUUAAAAACUUUGAGCAGUGGAUAGAGCAUGAGCCUACAGAGAGGUGGUCUUUGUUGCACGACACACAUGGAGCUAGAUACGGCGUCAUGACAACCAACCUCGUAGAGUCGUAUAACUUUGUGCUGAGAGGCAACAGAGCUUUGCCACUUACAGCUAUAGUAGAGGGUAUUUUCAUGGGCACAGUUAAAUAUUACAAAGAGAGACGUGAGAAGGCUCGGAUGCAUAUGGUGAACAAACCAACCACACCAUAUUGUUCGAAGAUUAUGGAGUACAUGCAUAAGAAGAAGGAGAAAGCUAAGCAUCUCGCUGUUGUUCAAAUUGGGAAUGUGGAAAGAAGGUUCAAAGUCCGCUUACCUACAGAUAGGUUCGGGUGUGGGAAUCCGCAGCGGACGCAUGAUGUGAAAAUUGGCAAUGAAGAAUGGCCAACUUGCGAUUGCACAUGCAACAAACCAAAGUUGCUUCAUCUUCCUUGCUCACAUGUGUUAGCUGUUUGUGGUGUCCUGGGGAUGUCGGAAAUCUCGUUCGUCUCUCCGUAUUACCUGAAGGAGGCCGUGCUCAACACUUGGACCGGUGAGCUGGAAGGAUUUCGGUCGAUGGGAAAUUUCAACACUGUAAACCCUGGUGAAAGGCGAUAUAUCCCAGACCCGACGCUACUGAGGACAGGCAUCGGCAGACGUCCCUCGCAGCGCAUCCGGAAUGAUAUGGAUGAAUCUGAAGCUGGAGGGCCAACGAGACAAUGUUUCCUAUGCAAUCAAUUUGGUCAUUGGGACACUAAUUGUCCAACCUUCGGCAUUGGCCCAGCAGGAAGGGGGCAGCGAGGCACAAGGGGACGACGCGGGAGGGGAAGAAACUAA